AUGGCGAGGUUGACUGACGCGAUUGCGAGAACGAGCGAGUAUGUCAGCUUCAUAAAGGACCUUCAAGACUUUCACAACAGAAAAGGCACACGAUUACAAGCCGAACCUGUACUAGGCGGAAAGAAACUAGACCUUUUGAAGAUAUACCAAGUAGUCAACGCUGCUGGUGGUUUUGAAGAAGUGACCAAAAACCGAGGCUGGAAACAAGUCGGGGACAGCUUUGGCUUCCCAUCAACAUGCACAAACAGCGCCUAUAUACUCAAAGGCCUUUAUAUUCGCAACCUUCUUGGAUGGGAAGAAGAAAAAGUCUGGGGAAAAGUAUGGGUUCCUCCUCAGGAACUAUAUGGCCCAGCUGCGCACAAACCAUGGACAUUAGCAGGAACCUCGUAUCGCAAGAAAAGACAGGGCCAGGAACUACCUACGGCACCCUUAAAUGACGACUCUACGUCAAAUGACACCAAUACUUCAAAAAGACCUUGUAUUGAGUCAGUGAAAGAUGCACCGUAUAAUGAACCCAUCCAGAACGUAGACCCACAAAUAGAACAAGUCCUCAAACACGACUCAACAGAAAUCCAAACGCCAGCAAACAAAUUUGACGCAAAUACCAAGCAAAGAGUAUUGUUCGCAUUGCAAUUUGGAACGGAGACAAAGAUCGAAUGGGCAUUAGAUUAUAUACUGACAGUAUCUUUCGAAUGGACCGAUCAUCUCCAACUAAACACCACACCAAUCCUACUCGACAUGCUUGUUAGUCUUGCCUCACCAUCUCUCAAACAAAAACCUGUCGAUGCAAAAAUAGUCAAAAUAGAAGGGAACGAUAACCAAACCGAUACAAUCGAAGAAAUCAUGAACAAAACGUUAAACAUAAAAAUGAUAGACGAAGCUACUCAAAAUUCGCCUACGCCGCUCAAACGCAUCCUAAAAAUAUUACACAUCAUCCGAAAUUUUUCACUUGUUGAGAUCAAUACAUCACUAUUGGCUGGUAGUGUGAGACUCAAUGACAUGCUACUCAGCUGCCUUGAACUCUCUCUCGAUCCAGAUCACCUCGAAUUGGGACGACAAAGUAUCGACAUCCUGGUGAAUAUUGCAUCUACAGCGCCUCUUGCUGGUCCUACAGAUGCCUACAUAUCAUGCCUGGCAAACCUGAUAGACUCACCAGACCGCCAUUUGAUCAUUGGCUCUGUCCGUACUCUGACCAAUAUGGCCCAGAAUGACGUUAAUCGCGAAUACCUUGGCGUUGAACUUAUCCCCCGUGUAACAUCCCGAAUUAUUCAACUCUUGUUGUCGAAUGAUGAAGAACUGAUCGGCACUAUUCUCGAAUACCUCUAUCAACAUGCGCUAGUGUCAGAAAUGUUUUGCUCACAACUCUUGGCUGCUCAUUCAGGGGCAUACGUUGGUCUCCUGGUAUCUCUUCUGUCCUUUCGAUCAAAGUUCUUUUGUCCAAAGAUUGUGCGUGAUGAUAUAGAUUUUCUUUUCCAGCCACAGGCCUCGUUCUCUCCAGAUGUCAGCUCAAUGUCAUCUAUGUUCUGUACAAGCAAUGUGCCAUACAUGCCAAAUCUGAGUGCAUACCAAAAGCUUGAUGAGCCAUACAGAUGUCUGGGAUGGCUAAAAGACAAAUUCCAAGUAGCAGAUCCAAGUAGUGUUGUAUCUCUAGACGACAUGUACCUCCUGUAUGAAUCCCGAUUUGGACUAGAGAAGGCGCUUAAAAUGAAAGACUUUUACACGGUUCUGAAGAUUGCCUUUCCAAGCUCACCUAAUACGAUAACAGGAAACUCAGAUAAUUCUACUACUAUGCCAGUCGUAGAAGGUUUGUUUGUGCGCGGAAUACAGAUUAGCCUUAGUAUUCUCCAAGAUGACUCUACCGUAUUCUGUCAGUGGGAGAAUUGUACAAUGCCAUUUGACGACGAGGUUUUGCUUCACCAGCAUGUAUUAAACGAUCACUCAAAACCAGUCUACACUAAUACAGCCGAUGUUAAACCACUACCUAGUGCAAAUACGCCAGAAUCAUUGACAGACAAAGAUGUGUUAAUAAGUCACCUCUCGAGUCAGGUCAACAAUAAUUUAGACGAGGAAGCAAAUGAAAAUAGACAAGAAGACGAGGAUAAAUGCAAUAUUGGCAGUAAUUCAAAAGACAUUAGUUGUGAUUCACUACAACAACCUCUUACUCCAGUAUCUGUCACCAGUUCACCAGUCUCGCCCAGCACGACCUAUGCAAAUAUCGAUAGCUCAGAUAUCAAGGGUGUUGCGCUAGUAGCCGUGCAUCUACUGAGAUUGCUUUCUCAACAAACACAAAGCCAACCGUACUUUACGCCUUACGAAAAAGAUUUGACAACGUUGGCUGAACAGAAACCAAAGCUCGCAUUUCAUAUUUGGUCAAUGUUUAGUACUUUCACUCUUGCAUAA
Messenger RNA from Phycomyces blakesleeanus NRRL 1555(-), 2400 nucleotides. Its product is annotated as C2H2-type zinc finger transcription factor. Gene Ontology annotation, molecular function: zinc ion binding; DNA binding. The record is from RefSeq and is a predicted model, not a curated record. The transcript is spliced from 8 exons. Bases 1 to 2400 code for a protein of 799 amino acids. NCBI's taxonomy places the organism in Eukaryota, Fungi, Mucoromycota, Mucoromycetes, Mucorales, Phycomycetaceae.